AUCAGUUCUUCCCAGUCGAUCGUCUUGUACUCUACGAACACAUUCUAUUUAACAAAUAACAUGGCUCCAGGAGGUAAAACCGCCGGCGGAAAAGCAAUGAAGAAAGCCGCGGGUAAAGCGCAGAAAAGCGUUGUGAAAUCCGACCGCAAACGUAAACCAAAGAGGAAAGAGUCCUACGGCAUUUACAUUUACAAAGUUCUGAAACAAGUCCACCCCGAUACCGGCGUCUCGUCCAAAGCCAUGAGCAUUAUGAACAGUUUUGUCAACGAUAUUUUCGAACGUAUCGGCGCUGAGGCCGCGCGCUUGGCGCUGUACAACAAACGUUCGACGGUGACCAGUCGGGAAAUCCAGACCGCCGUCCGUCUCCUGUUGCCCGGUGAAUUGGCCAAACACGCUGUCAGCGAGGGCACCAAAGCCGUCACCAAAUACACCAGUUCCAAGUAGUUGUAACUAGAAAUGAUGCGCACCAAUAAAAUUUUGUAGACCUAAAACGGCCCUUUUCAGGGCCAUCAGAUAUUUAUCGAGUCGAUUCCCUCCUAUAUAUGUCUUCUUUUUUUUUAGUUGACCUAUCGACUGUUUGGUGUGUGUAUUAUUUAUUAUUGCAGUUCUAUCCCGUUAUAAUAACAAAUCGUGUACAAACAAAUGCAUAUUUAUCAUAUGAGAUAUGUACUUUGUAAAUCAUUGAAAUACUGCGUAUUGAAACGUAUUCGGACAAGACCGUAUUAAAUGAACCGAAUCUCGAGUUUGUCAGGG
Cinara cedri is the source of this 753-nucleotide messenger RNA. The record is from the annotation of a GenBank genome assembly. NCBI's taxonomy places the organism in Eukaryota, Metazoa, Arthropoda, Insecta, Hemiptera, Aphididae.